Molecule: messenger RNA, 1743 nt
Organism: Columba livia (rock pigeon)
Lineage: Eukaryota; Metazoa; Chordata; Aves; Columbiformes; Columbidae
Gene: GNG12
Product: G protein subunit gamma 12
Exons: 5
Coding region: 314-535 (73 amino acids)
Biological process (GO): G protein-coupled receptor signaling pathway
Cellular component (GO): heterotrimeric G-protein complex
Molecular function (GO): G-protein beta-subunit binding
Source: RefSeq, a predicted model, not a curated record
GGCUCUGCUGGCCGGGCAGGGCUGUACGGCCGCGGAGCGACAGCGGGAGGCGCCAGCCCGGCGCCGUUAUCGGCUGGGCCCCCCCCGGGUUGGGCCGCGGGCGGUGCUGGGCCCGACGGGCGCGGUUCCCGCGUCGUUUUUCGGAUCAUUACACCGAUAAAAUCAAAGCGAGCUGGACAGGUAGCAAGGCUGCCUAUGUAGACGAAAGAAUUCGCUGAAGGUCACGUAACCUGAGGCCACGCUGGAUCUCGUGACUCCCAGUCUGGUGCUUUAACCACGGACCGCUCCUGCUUUACGUGCUAGCUCACUGACAAUGUCUGGCAAAACAGCUAGCACGACCAACAACAUAGUCCAGGCCCGAAGGACUGUCCAGCAGUUGAGAAUAGAAGCCUCAGUAGAAAGAAUAAAGGUGUCAAAAGCAUCAGCGGACCUGAUGCUUUAUUGUGAAGAACACGCCAAGAAGGAUCCAUUGCUAAUGGGAAUCCCCGCUUCCGAGAACCCUUUUAAGGACAAGAAAACCUGCAUUUUGCUAUAGGGGAGCAGCUCCUUGCAGCCCCCCAGGCAGAGCCUGUGCCGGCGGGCAUGCAGCAAAUACCCUGUAAGGUACCAGCUACUAACUGCAUAAGAGCAGCCAUUCUUCAUCAAGUGUAUAAAUGAUUUUUUAGGCUUUCUAAAGCAUUCCUUCUCUUCCCUAUCUUUAUUAGGAAGCGAGGUUUCAAACUGAAUUCACUUCUUUCUUCUCUGAGGGAAUGGGGUCUCAUCCUCCGCAGCGCUGGGCCCCAGUUUCACUUUUUAUGUUACACAAAUAAGACCAAAGUUGCCUGAGCUUCUCUGACAGAGUGGAGGCAAAGGUGUAGAAACCUGAUGAAACAUCACUGGGUUUACAUUUUUUUUUAAUCAUGUAUACGGGGAGGGGGGGAUGUACCUGUGUCAGUAGCAUCCGUGUGUGUGUUUGUGCACAGACACGUUCAGAAGUGCAUUAUCGAGCAAAAGCUGCCUUGAAAUAAUGACUGUAGCAAUGGCUGGGAGCCGUGCCUGCAGCCUGCCUUCUGCUGGCCUCUCUCACAGGGGUUUUUAAGCGUAAAACCUGAAGGCUCAAGAAUUAGAAAUCCGCGGAUUUAUUUUCCUGCUUUUUAAGAGGAGUUGGAAAAGCAGAAUUUUUCAGCUUUGAUCCCGCUUCUCUUAAUUACCUUCUCUAAUUAAAAAUCUGUGUUAGUAUAUAUAUAAAAAACCCAACAAAACCAGUCAAAAGAAUGCAGGGCUGCAAACUGUGUGCUGAGCUGCAGGCAUGGCUCUGCCACCCAAAGUCCCGGGUAUAUUCUGUGCAGGGAGCCAGAAUCUGGCUCUUUUUUAAAAAUUCAUUUUUAAAGGGGGUAAAAUGCCAAAUUGUAUCCAGAUGGGGGUUAUGCAGAUAUAAUUAGAGGGCCUUUCCGUCAAGUAACUGAUUUUAUAUAUACACAUAAUAAAAAAGUCUUUCUCUGUGUGCAUGUAUAUAUAUAAACUUUAAUAGUAUAUUUAUACACACAUUGCGUAUUAACAGAAAACUUUGAAGAGAUUGAAAAUAAUGCUGAGUUCAGCUGGGUACAAAUGUCUUUCUCUGUAGCUGGUGGUUCAGAGGUUGAGGACGCAAUUUGCCAUAACUGUGCAUUUCUGUCAUGAUAUUUACAGAAUUUAUUAACCACUUGUAAUUUACUGUCUUACGUUGCAUAUUUGUCAUUUCUAUAUUAAAUUAUAUACACACUA